This is a messenger RNA of Knipowitschia caucasica, 10122 nucleotides long. The record is from the annotation of a GenBank genome assembly. Lineage: Eukaryota; Metazoa; Chordata; Actinopteri; Gobiiformes; Gobiidae.
AUGAGCGGGUUUGGACAUUACCCACCGCCGGACUUUAGCAGUCCACCACCGAACACGUUCCAGCCUCAACCUGCGGCGAGCAGCUUUUACCCGGGCAUGUGGAGCUGGCAGGAGGGCCCUUCAGAGACCAGCUGGGGCUACAGCAGCAGCUAUGGGGCAGCAGCAAGCCACGGACCUCAGGCUCCUCAGGGAUCUCAGGGAUCUCGGGCUCCUCAGGGAUCUCAGGCUCCUCAGGGAUCUCAGGCUGCAUGGGGAAGCUACAACAGUCACAGUCAAAACUACUGGCACCAGGGAGGAGGACGUGGUCAAUCAUAUUAUGGAAAUUGUGGCAACAAAAGACAUAGGAAAGAACCAGAGUUCCUUUAUUUCUGCGAUACAUGUGAUAGGGGAUUUAAAAAUGAUGAGAAGUAUAAUGAACAUAUGUCUCAGCACGUCAAGUGCUCUGUACCGGGCUGCACUUUCAUGGCUCAUGAAAAAAUAGUUUGCAUUCACUGGAGAAAUACCCACGCACCAGGAACAAAGCGUAUCAAACUGGAUACACCUGAGGAAAUUGCAAAAUGGCGUGAAGAACGACGAAAAAACUUUCCUACACGUGAAAAUGUUGAAAAGAAGAAAAAGGUUAUGGAGGUGAGAGAGGAGACAGGAGGAGUUCUUGAGACACCUCAGUUUGGACGUAUGAGAGGAAGGGGACGUGGAAGGGGAUAUGGAAGAGGAUAUGGAAGAGGAUAUGGAAGAGGUCGUGGUUGGGAGAAUACGCUAACACCAGAAAAGACCAAUGGACAUGAUGAUCCACUUCGGAUGCAAGCUUGUGGAGACCAUGAUUUAGACAACAAUGAUGCAGCGCCUGAGAAAGUAGCUCCUAAACCAAUCAGUUCAGGAUUGGGGUCUUUAAUAGCAAGUUAUGGAUCAAUGAGUGAAAGCGAGGAAGAGCCUGAUUCUCUACCAAUUCAAAAAGCCCAUGAAGCUUUACAAGAAAACCAGACUAUACUGAAUACCAUCCCAACCAAAUCCCAGGAUCCUACAGCAGUAACCUCACAUCCUGAUAGAUAUGAGAAUAGAAGAGGAAGAGGAAGAGGAGGGUGGCGUGGUAGAGGACGUCAACAAGACAUGCCACGAAAAAGGGGUCCGACCCUGUUGGAAAUGCUGCUGGCUCCAGAUAUUCGUCAUGAGAGGAAUGUCUUACUUCAAUACCACACGGAGUGCUCGUGUCAGUCUUCUCUAGUCUCAUGGAAACCACUGGAGCGCGUGCUGCAGCAACGGUGUCAAGUGUCGCGUGUCGUCGAGGUGCCAGGUGACAUGGCGGACAAGUGGGUCCGAGUGGAACCAUCGGUUAUCCAUUUUUCAGAUGUGCGACUUGGGCAAGUUUACAAAACAUAUGUAAAGGCUACCAAUAUGGGAAAGAAAAUGAAGAAAAUAACAUUCCAACCGCCACCUUCAAAGUUGUUUAAAUUUGCUCAAAGCAAAUCAGAUGUGAUGGUUGUCCCCGGGCUUCAUGUCGGUGGUUUACUGGAGUUUAGUCCGGGAAGAGAAUUUGAGCAUGUCCGAAGCGCUCUUAUGGUUCAGAUUGAUCAUGACUCUAUAGAAGUCCCAAUUCUGGUCUCCCCGGUGUCUUGCUGCUUAAUUAUGAACCCCGUUGUUGAUUUUGGGUGCGUUCCCGCAAUAAGUCAAAUUCUCAGCAAACACCCCAUAACGAACUGUGGUUCUGCUCCGGGAUGGUUCCAGUUACAGCAGAGCAAAGACCCUUCAAUUAAAAUCACCCCUUUGGAUGGUGUAGUGGCCGCGGACGCAACCCAGUGGGUUACAGUCGAACUGCGCACUGAUGAAGUGAGGCAAUUCAACGAUGACGUGUUUGUAAAACUUCAGAAUUGCUCACUUAGUGUUCUUAAUAUUAGAGCUAAAGUGGUUGAUCAUAGACUUGGGAUUUUUGACUUGCAGGGGGAUCCUUUAACCUGUCAAUGGUUUGGACCAGUUUACUUUGGUACAUCUUGUGAAGACACGGUAGUUCUGAGGAACAUUUCACCCCAGGCUUGUGACUGGGUUUGUGUUUUACAAACCUCACUAGAAGGAACAGAGCUGGGCACGGACAUUCAGAGGAGCACCACAACAGACACCACCCUGCUGGAAGAAAUGCAUAACUGCAGCCUGCAUUCUGCCUAUAUCUCUGAAAUCUUCGUAUGUUCUCCAACACACGGUCGGCUGGAAGCUUAUGAUCAAACCACUCUAACGCUACGCUUCACUCCAGUCCGUAAGAGGUCAGACAAAGAGCGACAAGAUUACAGCAUUUUCAUUCGCUUUGAAUCAGUGGGCACUAAACAUGGCUUCACUCACCAUAAUGGAAACACUGGAGAAAGUGUGGAUUUAUUAUGUGUUCUACAAAACUGUUGCCUUCAGCUUCCUGUAAACUUCAGAUUUAAAAAAAAGCCUCACUUCAGCACCAAUCCAUUGGCAGGAACUAUAGCGCCAGGCCAAUGCAAGGAAAUAGUUAUUUCCUUCAGUCCAAGGCAACAAGGUACUUUCCAGAUGAUUCAAAAAAUAGAUGUCCUCGGUCCUGUCAAGCAGCAAGGAGAUUCUAACCCUAAUGACGAGUUUAAAGGACUCCAACUUCGUACCUUUCAUGCCAUCACCUUGCACUUGUCGGGCACAAGUUGCAGCAGGACCACAUAUCCUUUACCCAACUUAAAUCCUGGCAUUACUCCAUUAGUCACUAACCUGAUUGGACCACAACCCUAUGUGCAAUUGAGCGACAUUUCCUGCUGUCGAGGAAUAGUGCCCGCUGUAGUCCUCAGGGCCGACAAGAGCGAGAGAGAAGCAAGAGAGAAGACUCAACUCAGUGGAAAGCAAGAUUUUGUGGCUUUUCCAAACAACAGACCCCAAAGUUUGAGAUCUCUCCCACCACACACACAAUGCAGGACCAUCUUCCCAGAUGUACCACACCAUUGUUAUGUUGACACAACCUACACCUUAACUCGGCAGGAAGCAGAAAGAAGUAAAAAGAAUCUCCAAAAAUAUUCGGAUUUGUUUAAAUGUCGUAGAGAAAGGCGUCUUCAAAAACUACAGUGGAAGCAGCAAGAACGAAUAGAGAAUGAUUUGGAUAUUGGGAUUGAGCCUUGUCAGGGUUUAGAACCUCCAAAACUGAUCUGUAGAAAUGUCCAAAAGAAUUCUACAUUAAUAAAGUCAUCUUUUCAGAAUAAUUUCAAUGAGAAACAAAAUGUCACACCUGUAAAAUACAAAACUGUCAAAGAGGUUUCAGGGUUAAUAAAUGCAAUUCCAUCCACAAGCCAGCAGGUGGCAGAAUGUCACCGGACCCUUUCUAUCCCUGAGAUGUACCAAGUUGUCGUUGGGCCAUUGUCAGUGGACUUUGGAGAGGUGUGCCUGAGGUCAUUUUGUACUCAGAGACUUGAGAUGAUCAAUCAUCUGUCUGCACAUGUUUGGGUCCAGUUUGAGGUGAACUGUCCCGAGCUCCAGGGCUCCUCUCCAGUUUCUUAUGUUCUUCCACCUCAUUCACAAGCAGCAUUAACCUUGACAUUUCAAAGCACUCAGCUGGGGGAGUUUUAUCAAACUGUUCCUUACACUGUGAACCAAAACCACCCUGGUCAGGUUCUGGUGCAAGCUCAGGUUGUCCCUGUUGCUUUGACGCUGUCCACUGAUGAACUGGUGGUUCAUCCCUCUUCGACUCUACUCGCUCGCUCUGGGUUUAGGAGUUGGGUGACUCUUAGAAACCUUAGGAACCAUCCUGCUGAAUUCUCAUGGAAACCUAUCAUCUCAGACAGAGGGAUUUGUUUUUCCAUCCGGCCAGCUACAGGGGUUGUUGAUCCAUAUAAAGAACUCGACUGUGAGGUGGUUUGGCACGCCUCUUUCUCCUCUUCAGUUGAAGGAGAUUUUGACCUGAUUGUCACUGAAGGGGAAAAACGGCGUUUACACUGUGAGGCCAAGGUUGGAUGUACUACCGUUCAUCUGGCACAAAAGACACGAGUGACAUUUGAUUCAGUCCCCCUAAAUGUGACCUCUGUCAGAACUGCUGUGCUGCUUAACACAGGAGCAAACCAUGCGUUCUUUCAGGUGCAAAAUGUUUGCCCUUUGCGAGGCAUGGUGGUGAGCCCAGCUGAAGGAAUGGUGGUGAGAGGAGGCCAAGCUAUACUCAGCAUCCACUUCAACCCAGAAUCUGUUAUUAAGUUUGACACAAGAUUCGAGGUAACUCUGAAAGGUAUGGAGUCUAUUGAAGUCAGAGUGGGUGGAUCAGUGGAACCACCAAAUGUAGAGAUUAGCAGAUUACACUUCCAACUUUUUGGGAUCUACCUUGGUUCUCAGAAAAGGGUACCCUUUACUUUGACAAAUCACUCGUCAGCUCCAGCCUAUGUUGCCUUUGACUUGUCGGAAUACAAAGAUUUUUCCGUCCAAACAACAGAUCUUUCAGCAGAUCCUGUAACUGUUGUUGAAAUGCAGGGUAAUCAAACUGCCAGCUGCUUCCUUGUAUUUUGUCCCACUCAGGUGGCCAGCUAUGACUUCGAGCUUCCUAUGACUGUCAAUGGAAUGAUUUUCUUCAGUGCCCUACAGUUAUCUCUUCCUCAUUCACCAUCUACUUUAUCCUCCUCAUGCACUUUGACAUCCGGCAAGAGCAAAACAAACAUCCACCCUGUCCCUCUGUUAGCUUCUGUAGUAUCAACUUCAAGAUACGUGGAGGCCACAGCAAUCCUUUCUCCAAUACAUAUUUCCCCUGACAAAUUAUGUUUUAGUUUGGCUUCUAUGUCUAAGACUUACACACAGGCGAUUGUUCUAAAAGCAGAAUCUGAUACAAGUUGGUUCAUUGACUGCCUUGCCGCUGGAAUGAGUAGAAUUAAUGGAGAAGAGCUGAUAUGCACUGCAUCUCCAUCUUUUGGAAAACUCAAGCUUGGACAGUCUAUCUGUGUGGAAGUCACAAUUAGAUCUGAUGGACUACCAAAAGUCCCUGGUGCAGUGAUCAAACUGACCCUUCCUCUUUACCUGGGAGACAAGCGACAGGAGAUCAAAGACUAUGAAGAACAAUACAGAGAGCUGUCCAUUAUUGUGCACCCUCUCCCCCACUUCACUGUGCACCCUCCGCAACUGCUGCUCACCCCAGUGCCGCUGGGGUGCUGUAUGACAGUAACACUCACUGUCAUAGCCACAGGAUACACAAGUGGAACUCACUUUUCAGCUGAUAUUGAUCAUGUUGGGCUGGACAGUGGUAGAAUUAAGCAGCCCCUCUCACUGACAUUUCCUCAGGGAACACAGAUUCCUCCACAGGAUCAAAACAGGAACUCAAUAGCAAUUGCAGAAAAAGAAGCUACCUAUAUAAUCUGCAACUUGACCUUUGCCUCAGACACUCCUCUAAGCUUAACUUCAAUCAUUACCUUCAGAGACCACUUCCAAAAUGGGUUUCCUGUCAAAGUAUGGGCUGUGGCUGAUAAUUGUCUAUUGACAGUUUGGCCUUACCUGGCAUUACACCACUCUGAACAACAAAUAGUACUCAAACCAGGUUCCACAGUUGUUGAGGCAGUACUUCAGAACUUUCACAUACCAAGUGUUGGUUCCUUUGCUUCAGCCUCAACAAUUGGUCUUUCUAGCUUGAUUAAAAAGAUAUCAAGCGCAGACACUUUACCUGAGAGUUUUGAUACCAGUGAUAACAGCAGCAGUGAAGAAGAGCCCUCAUUCAGUGGGACCCCAUCAAUGAGUGGUGUUCCUGAGUUCUAUACCUCCAACUCAGAGCUGGGUCUCUUUUACCAGAGUGUGCUAGUAGCUGUGGAAAGAUGGUUUAGUCUUUUUGGCCCGGCUAACGGAUCAUAUCCUAUAGAUGUUCCCCAUACCAUGAGAAGAAUUGAGUCAAAAGUUCUGACAAAUGAAAUAACUAAAAAGAAGAACAUACGAUCUAUCGUUGAUCUGCUUAUUCAUCUUACUGGGAAAGCGGUUCCUGGCCUUCCUCACAGCCUGUCCAUUUCAGAGGAUUUGAACCGGCGCACGUCUCAGCUCAUACAACUGUACAAAGCCAUAUUAGAAUUCCUAAGUAUCCAAGGAGCCUGUCUCACUUACAUCAGACCUGAAUACUUAUUGGACAAAAAUGAAUUUCUGCACUGGUGCUCACUUCAGAUGAAUGAUUCGACAAACAGUGUAGACUACAGCAGUAUUAACUAUGAGUCAAUGAGCAAACGUUCAUGGAUGGAUUUGCUGCUGCAGAUUUUCAAGGUGUUUAUAUUAUGCCGUGUGCCAUGCAAUUCAAGAGAUUCAAAUACAGAUAAAGUGGCACCCACCUGCCUGCAGCCGCAAGCCAGCAACAUCUACUCACCCUUUGAACUCGAGAUACUUUCUUGGCUUAACCUACAUUAUGAAAGCAUGAGGAAGACAGUGUGGACUGCUGAUUGCACUCCACCAGCUCGCUGGAUUGUAAAUUUUGAUUUGGAUUUUACCAAUGGGCUUGUGCUCGCAACUGUGCUUGCUGCCCACUGUCCUUACCUGAUUGGAAGUGAUUUUGGAAGAAUGUACACAAGGCCAAGUAGCAUGGAAGAGAUUCUUCAUAAUAACAUUAUAGUCGUGCAAGCAUUAACUACACUUUCCCUUAAUAUUGAUAUUUAUCCUACAGAUCUGUCAGAGCCAAACCCUGUGCAGAUUUUAAUGCUGUGUGUUCAUCUGAAUAAGAAGCUUCCUCAAUACCAGCCAAGACAAACCAUUACAUUUUUGGGAAAACUACACUGCACCAUUAGUAAACAGGUCCAUCUGACGAUACCAACAGCGAAACCUGUCAAAUAUAAAGUGCUACUAUUGGGUAAAGAUGCCCAUCUCUUCUCCUUACCUGGAGGGUCAUCAUUCACCUUUUCUCCAAAAAGUUGUAGUGAUCUGUACAUCCAGUACAGCUGUGCCUUCUUGCAGCCAAAGGAGGCUGCCCUUCUGCUUGUUGCCAGUUCAACAAUUACAGCUCAUGGCACCCUGGCUUUUUAUCUGAAGACUUGUGUAACACACUUAUCUCCCAUGAAAAUUGUCAAGUGCAGCUCUUCAGUCUACGAGCUCAAGUCAGUCCAGCUGAAUGUUUCUAAUACUUUCAAAUAUGAUGGCAACUUCAGGGUCAAACUUGUCGAUUUUUUACACAAUCCUCUGAAAUCUGAAAAGCUAAACCAGUAUCAACAAACUACCUGUCAAUCCUGUCCCCUUGUGGAUAAGCUGACAGAGGACAAAUUGACAGACCAUAAUGUUGAAGAAGACACUGAGUUCCUGUGCGCAGUGAAGAAUGUCUUUUUGAAUUCGGCUCAAGAAUGUACUCUGAACAUAGACUACUUGCCCUUCAGUCUUGGAAACAGAUAUUGUUGUGUGCUGCUUACAUGUCCACAGUCAGGAGACAUGUUUUACAUGAUUGAGGCCAGAGCGGAUUUGCCUCAACCUCUAAUACUCUCAGCAAAGUCAAGUGAACACCUUCAGCUGAGUUCUGAUACUUUUGUAUCAGUGUUACGUUUACAAUGUAGCGCGGGUGAGGUUUGUAGAGAAGUCAUCCGUUUGCCCAUAAUUAAUAUAGCAUGGGAACAAGCACUGGCUAUCUGGGGCCAGCGCAGAAUGAGUGCUGAUGAGCACAGAAGAAGGUCUCUGACACACACGUUGCACAGUAGUAGUGUGAGAAGAGCCACAGCGUUGCACAAACUUAGAAAUAAACAGGCUUUUCUACAGGAGCCUGAAAAGGGGAUAGUGUACAGUGUAGAGGUGUCUUCACCAAAAUACUUCACUAUACCAAAAAUAACCGUUACUAUCCCUGUAAAUGAUAGCCCCAAAAUUCCAUGGGAUAAUUUAGCAGACUGUAGGUGUGUUGAGAUCCCACUAUGCUUUCAAUCUGACUCAGUGGGAACAUUUACUUCAAAGAUAGUUCUUCAAUCCUGGUGUGACACCAGAGUGUACAUGUUGGAAGCCAUGGUUACUACACAGGAACAAUCUGCACAUUUGUUAUUCACCAUCCCGGCCCACCGAUCUGUCACACAAUAUAUACCACUUUGCAAUGAUGGUGAUCAGGACUUGAACAUGAAAGCCACUGUCAGUGGAAAUGGUUUUUCUGGCCCUGAAAUAAUCAACUUGGCACCAGGCACUGAAGCCUGUUAUCCCCUGACCUUUCAUCCAGACAGACAAGACAGUGUUAUGGGCAAGUUGAUUUUGCACAAUGAACGUAAUGGAACUGAGCAUGUGUUUACCCUGAGAGGAGUAGGAGAGCAGCCCCCUCCAGUGGACCACCUCGUGUUACACUGUCCUGUCGGAAGAAGCACAAAGGCACAUUUAAACGUUCCAAAUUACAGCAAGACCAAAUUACAACUGAAAGUCGUGACAGAUCUAUUCAUCAUAAGUGGCUCAAAUGAUAUGGAAAUCAAACCCGGGCAAUCUGCACCCUAUACAUUAAUUGUAACACCAACAAAACGAGGAAUUAAGAAAGGCUGUGUCUCAUUUGUGGAUAUGCUCAAGCAAGGCCAAGAAAGCUGUUAUGAAGUGCAUUUCACCCUAGAUAUUAUUUGUGAGGCAGCAGAGCCUUUGAAGCAUAUUCAUGUUCAAUGUCUUAUUCAGAAUAAUGUUGCCAUAGAGUUACCAAUCAAUAAUCCAUGUGACGACCAAUUAAACCUGGACGUUUACCUUGAAGGUGAUGGUCUCAGUGGUGACAAAUUCUUUUCAGUUCCUCCCCAAGAAUCUCUAAACUACAAAAUGAUCUAUUCCCCUUCUGAGAUUGGAAAAUGUAUGGGCAGUGUUGUUUUUCAGUCUGAAUUAGAUGAAUUAUGGUAUCAUCUAGAGCUCUAUGCACUGCCUCUCCCAGUUGUAGCGCUCCCUGAGAUCAAGUGUCCCCUGGGAAAAUGGUCAAAAAUAUCCCUCCCGCUAGUAAAUCCAACAGCUACACCAGUGGAGAUCGCCGUAAUGAAUAAUAACGACAGAAACUAUACGCUAGAGAUGGAUUCCAACAAUCUUACUCUGCAGCCCCACUCCUCCUCUCAGCUUGUUGUACGUUUCAGUCCUUCAUCUGUUGGGGAAAAAGACCAUAAAGCAGAGAUUACUUUCUCAUCCUGUCAUUUGGAGCCGUGGACGUUUUUACUUUGUGGAUGUGGCCUUAAUCCAGAAUCUGAGAAGCCAAAGAACAUUUCAGCCAAGAUAGGCUCAUGGGCCUCCACCAACAUUCCUUUUUCUAACCCCACUCAGCACCAGGCUUUGCUUCGUGUAACACUGACAGAUAGCCAUCCAAAAGAGAACCAAAUCUGCAGCAGUUGUUUUACAGUCCCCAUGAGCCACUUGAAAGGUAUGCAGGUUGAGCUGGAGCCUGCAUCAAUCUCAUCCUGUGAUGCCCAGAGUCAGAGGUCAACUCAAGAUUUGUCCACCAUCUGUUGGACCUACCCGCUCUGUGGGAUUCCCACUGAAGCCUCUGUUGAGAGCCAAUCGCUUGGCGUAAUGCAGUGUGAAGCAGGCUGCCAGCGAGAGAAGAUAGUUGAUGUACAGCUUGUUGGUUGUGCGUUGGAAAAACAACAAGUGACAAAUGAAUACUUUGCAUGUAAAGUACACUCGGAUUGUAAAGCGAUUCAAGUUGAAGAAAGUAUUUGUGCCACUGUUAAAACGGCAAGGAAAGAUCUCAUCUCUGGGGCCAUUAAACUCACUCUUCAUAUCCUCUUCAGUCCACUCAAGCAAAGCCUGUCACAGUACAAAGCAUCAGUUAUUGUGGAGUGUGUUUCUGGAGGCUCUUGGAGGUUUCCAAUCACUCUGAAUGCCACAAAACCACAACUUGAUGAUGUCAUUCACAUCAAAGCACCUGAAGUUGGAAAAACCUCAUCUGUGGGCUUCAGGCUCACAAGCACAUUUCGAAACCCAGAACCAUACACUGCAGUGUUUUUGCCAGGGAGCAGCAAUGAGUUCAAAGUGGCCUCUAGAUCAGGGAUGCUGCCGCCCAUCAACUCGACUGGUACGCUCAUCACAGUGUCCUUCACGCCGCGCUCAAACAGCAGGAGAAGCCGAGCGAGGCUUCAAAUCAAGGCUGCAGCCAAGCUCUGGACCUAUGAGCGCGCCACAGUGGAGUCUCCAGUGCGCCUCAGCAGCGGUGCCAAAGGCGCAGGGACUGUGCGGCUCUACGCAGCAGAUGCAGCCGCAGUAGAACCACCGUCUCCGCCCUGA